GGUGCCAUCUCUCUAUCCCUUAUCUCUUUACUUUUCAUAUUCAUCUUGUAUGCGAUCUAAUAUUUCCGCUGUGUACUUUGUGUAUGAAUCUUGCAUAGUUAACAUAGGAAUUAAAAUUGAACACGUUGGACUUGAUCAUAAUUAUCUUAUUCUUAAUCAAAAGAAGUCAUAUUUUUCCAACAGCUUGUGCUGUUACCUAUCUUAUCUUCUUCCCGUUUAAUAGAUUACCCUUUUUCCCAUAUCUUGCACUGCACUUUCAAACUCCAUUUUUCUAUUUGAAGCUUAAUACAGGACCAUUUGAAGUUUGAUUACUUGAUCUCUAUUUGCUUCAACACUAGAAAACAUUGUUGGUCAAGUAUUUAUGAAGCUAAAUUUAAAUAUUGAAAAUUUGAAACAAGCCUUGGAUUAUACACCACUUUCUGGAUUUCAUGGAGUUAUAUCUGGCUUCUUGGUUAGCAUCAAACAAAUUAUACCAGAUCAAGAGAUUCCUUUCCUCAAGAUAAAAAUGAAGGUUUUACUAUGCCAGAGUGCUUUCCAGGAGAUACUUAAGCAAAUGAUGAACAAGCAGUCAUCUGAUGAUGCAUGUGUUACUUCUAGAGAACUUUUGGAAGAGAUUGUUGCCAAAGAAAGCGCAAGUCUCAUGAAGGACUCACGAAGGAAAAGAGAGGACAUAGGCAAAGGCUUAGUUCAUGAUCAAUAUCAACUAAGGGAUGCAAGGACUGGAAAAGUGAUGCAAAGGCUUAGAACUUGAUCAAUAUCAACUAAGGUGUUGCUUCUUUUGUUAUCUACCGAUUUGAAAAGUUGGAAAAGUGAUAUUUUGUUGAUCAAAUAUUUUGUUUAGGAAAAUGAUUAUUGUUCUUUAUGAAAUUAGAUGUGAAUUCAUUUUCCACCAAGAAUUUGAAUUCAGAUUUACGAGUUGUAGGAGUCUAACUCCUUCUGCUAAACCUAAUAUGUCAUUGUUAAUAACGCAAUUGUUAUUACUUUGAUUAUAUGAUUAAUAGAAGAUUAAAAGGAUUGCUAUAUAUUAUGUUCCCAACUUUGUACUACUCAAUUGCCAAUAAACAGGAUGCAGAACUUAUCA
This is a messenger RNA of Cicer arietinum (chickpea), 1081 nucleotides long. RefSeq lists its product as uncharacterized. Lineage: Eukaryota; Viridiplantae; Streptophyta; Magnoliopsida; Fabales; Fabaceae. The record is from RefSeq and is a predicted model, not a curated record.